AUGCAGCAUUUCCUCGACCAAGAAUCUCAGAGCACCGUUCUCGCUACCUGCUACAGUGUUGAGCCGUCGACCUCCAAGGUCCACGGCUUCCACUACUGCACUACCCUGGGCGCCGGUAAGUAUCUAGGGUACAGUGGUAUCCCUGAGGUCCCUUCGGGGACUAAAUCGUCUCUCUUAAGUCCUCCCCACGACAUACUCGAUUCCCGCGCGGAACGAACCUGGCCAGGAAACAACUGGCCAGAGUACAAGGGGGAGGCAACGCAUAACAUCCCGGAAGAGUGUGAGAGCCUCUUCUGUGACAGACUGUCUGCGAUAUUCCUGGGUGAGAGGGGUUUCGUGGAACAGGAGUCGCUGGGGAUGGAUGCGUUCCAAAAUAUCCAGCCAAAUCAAAUCGGGCAGCAUGAUCGAAUCCAGCGAUGGAUAGAAGUGUGGGAUUACUCCGGCGAUGCUAUCUACCGCGGAUUUGUAGCUGAACACAAUAAGGAGCGGACCUUGUUCGUCUUCUUUGAGGACCGUGCACUUGAACACGGCCUCAAGUCAGGAAUGUCCAAGGAGCGCGUAAGAUCUCUCCAGGUCCCUAAAUUCCUCCUCCCCUCCGUGUUUCCUAAACACAGUGCGGGGCUUUCUCCAACGGACCGCAGACCCCAAAACACGACUGAGAAGUAUCUUGACGGCCAUGUCUCCUAUCUGCGCUGUGCAGGCUGUGCCUCACAUCUUUGCUGGACUUCCCAAAUUAUCAGCAAAGGGUUUACAGGUCGCCAUGGACGUGCCUAUCUUGUGUCGGCAGAGCCGGUAGCCACUGCCGUGUCGGUCAGCGCGUCGUCUUCGCCUACAGCGUCCCUGCCCAAUACGGUAUUGCAGCGUCCAGUUCCUCGCCAACUUGUUACAGGGGCACACACAGUCAGCGAUGUUAGCUGCAAAUUCUGCGACAGUGUCCUGGGCUGGAAGUAUGUUGCAGCCGAAGAAGAAUCACAACGGUACAAGGUUGGCAAGUUCAUUCUGGAAACGAAGAAAAUCGCUACCUCUUCGUGCUGGGAAUCUCCACCUGGCGUGGAACAGACUAUGCAAGCCGGUCACCAAUAUGCAAUUGGGUCUGGCCCAGCAGAUACAGAGUUUGACAGCCAGGAUGAAGAUGAGUGUGAGGACCUUUUCGCCGGAAUCUGGAGCCCUGGACUUGCUGCGCGUCGAAGAAACCGUGAGAUUAAACGUCGACCCGCGAUGUGGGGAAUCUCAUAA
Messenger RNA from Penicillium griseofulvum, 1236 nucleotides. Its product is annotated as Yippee-like protein. The transcript has 3 exons. NCBI's taxonomy places the organism in Eukaryota, Fungi, Ascomycota, Eurotiomycetes, Eurotiales, Aspergillaceae. The record is from RefSeq and is a predicted model, not a curated record. Bases 1 to 1236 code for a protein of 411 amino acids. Gene Ontology annotation, molecular function: ornithine decarboxylase inhibitor activity.